This is a messenger RNA of Aspergillus versicolor CBS 583.65, 950 nucleotides long. RefSeq lists its product as uncharacterized. The transcript has 4 exons. Lineage: Eukaryota; Fungi; Ascomycota; Eurotiomycetes; Eurotiales; Aspergillaceae. The record is from RefSeq and is a predicted model, not a curated record. The coding region runs from base 120 to 842 and encodes 240 amino acids.
GAUCAGCUGGAGCGACAUCCCACGUCCACACCCAGGCUGGUAACAUAAGGAAUUUAAUUGAGAGCCCGGUGGGUUUAUAUUUGCAGUCAUCGACACCGACCGGUCCAUCACCCACAGACAUGCACUGUCUUCACUGCUCCCAAGAGUUUACCGAUCAAUCACAAUUAAACGCCCACUAUGAUGAGCACGCGGAGAUUCAACGUCGAGUUCACCCCGGGCGAGUAUACGGGGCCCGCUACGAGACAAAGGGCCACGUCAUCUCGCCAGGCGGUGCUGAAUCCGACCCAGAACAGGCUUCAUUCAGUGCUAUUGGCAAAGAUUCAUUCCCCCUGAAGGAGCAAGAGCCCGGCAAGAAAGCACAACGGCUCUCCGACAUCAGCCAGUUCAUGAACCAGGAAAACGGUCUGCUUGUAUUUCGUCGCUUUUCCGAACUGAGUAUCCAGAACCUCGUCCACAUGCAGACCGAGAUUGCGGAACUGGAACAUCGCGUCAAACAACAAAGUGAUUCAGCGGGCACAAUCCCCUGGGGCAGUCCCUCGAAUCAACUCAGGGAUACGCUCUCAGACAAGCUGGAGAAAUAUCACAAAGCUCUGCUGAUCCAGUCACAAUUGCGCAAGCUGAAACGUCCAGAAGAUGAGUUUAUCCAGAUUCUGAGCGACUGGGCAGCAGACUCUCAGCUUCUUGUCGAACCAGAUGGCGCAUUCUUAGCCGAUCAGCCUCAGCUUCGAAGUGACUUGGUGUCGCUGAACUCCGGCGCAGAACGGAAAGUCUGGGCCUAUCGCGUCGUAGAAAGAUUGGUCUGGAAGUUGCUUGUCAAGGUAAACCCCGUAUUAAUGAGCUGAAGGGUAAACAUCUCAUGCCCACUUUUGCAGGACAAAAACCGUAGUGCGGUGACCGUCUACGACCACGGGGGGACUCUCUACACGUACAAUGACGAGGCCGUCGCGGCG